This is a messenger RNA of Seriola dumerili (greater amberjack), 1871 nucleotides long. It is a transcript of the gene cunh3orf52, whose product is annotated as chromosome unknown C3orf52 homolog. The transcript has 7 exons. NCBI's taxonomy places the organism in Eukaryota, Metazoa, Chordata, Actinopteri, Carangiformes, Carangidae. The record is from RefSeq and is a predicted model, not a curated record. The coding region runs from base 291 to 1076 and encodes 261 amino acids.
CUCACCUGUCUGACUGGGAAGGACGAGCAGAGAAAGAAGAAAGUAAUGACCUCGUCCUAAAUAGCAGAGAUAAACUUUUCCAACAGUUGUCAGGUCUGUAGAUAACUGAGUGACCUGUGUUACUUUGAGAGGUUGUUGCCUUUUCGAACCGUGGGUGGGACGUUUACGUCGCGCGGGCAGUGUAGUUUCAUUAUUAAAACUUAUAACUUUUAGUCACUUCCGCGUUGGGACUUCAGUCAGGAUAUUUAUAACAGCUCCCAAUAACCACUGGGCGUUGAAGACAAAUAAGCAUGGACCCUGUGCUGCCGCUCUACACGAGAAAUGGGAACGACGGUGGGUCUUAUUCAUCUAGUGAAUGGGUGGCAACGGGUAAUGGAGAUGGUGGUGUGGCCUACAGGAACUCUGAGGAAACAGAAAGGGACAAUUUGCUUACAGUACAGGUUCCUGCUGGUAACGGGGAGAUGACGCUCUCUGGCCACGAAGUAGAAGCUCAAAGGAAUCUGGCAAAUACACACACUCCUCGAGAGAUUAGCGCCACAUCCAGGGUAAAGAGAGAGCUGAGUGAGAUCGUCUUCUGCAGAGUCAGACUGUGGAUGGUCAUUAUCUCCAUUUUCGUCCUCAUUGUUGUUGUGAUAAUUAUUUCAAUGGUGGUGUGCUCAGCGAUCCACGAGGAUCCAGAUGAGAAGUUUGACCCUUCGUUGUUUAAAGUUCCUCUUUUUUUCAAUGGGAGCUUCCAAUUGUCAAACAUGGCCUUUGAGGAGGAACAUAGCACCUUAAAUUACAGCAGUGAUGCACUAACAGCUGACCUUCAAGAAAAGCUGGCUGAUAUCUACAGAUCCUCCCCUGCUCUCGGACGAUACUUCUCCAAAGCUGAAAUACAUGUUUUACGGAACAGCUCAGUCAUCGCUGACUACCAUCUGACAUUUCUCAUGCCUGAAGAGCAGCAAGAUCAGCUGAGAAACUUUACCCUCAGCAGGGAGAUGGUGUACAACGUGUUCAGACAGUUUCUAUACGACCAGGAACCAGACAGUUCUGAAUUGCUGUACAUUGAUCCCCUUUCCCUAAACAUGUCUUGAGGACUUGAAAACCGGAGUAUUUUGCUUUCUUUGUCGCUCAAUGGAGAUGACUCUAACCAAACACUAAACAUCCUAUGUAUGAUUUGAGAGGCCUGUAAUGUUCCUAUUGAAACACAUCAUGCAUUUUUACCACAGGAAGCUAGAAAGCCACAGUCACACAGACCCACUUUAUUUGUGGGUUUGUAUGUGCAGGUCAUAUGCAGUAUCUCAUGUGUGUUCUGUUUAAUAGGCUUUGAAGACUGUUGUUAAUGAAAUGAAUCAGCAGUGCAGGACAUCUGCCUGCAGUCAAACGGAGUAUUUUAACUCAAAGGAGAAUACUAGCAAAAAUCAGGGCUUUGCUUAGUAUAUGAAAUAGUUUUUCCUAAUGUAUUUUAAAUUUUAUUGGGAUUUACUGUGCCUUUUUUUUUUUUUUAAACUGCAGCUGUAUGAAUUGUAAGAGUAUUGGUAUAAAUGUCAGUGCUGUAAAUAUUCAUAUUAAUUCCCUGACUAUCACUGUAACUUCAUGCGUGACCAUUUGUACAUAAGGAAAGCCUGUAGCCAGUUUAGUGUAUUUUAAUGGAAAUACAAGUGUUCAUAUUUACAUAUCUGAGCCAUUAUUCUGUGUCACCAGAAAAUGAUUUGCAAACCAAAACUGUGGAACACUGUGAAAGCAUUUGCCUAGAAAGUAACAAACACUUUAAGGAAAUAAGCUGUAGAGCACUGUACAGGGAAAUGAUCCUGCUGGAGCCCUCAUUCUGUAAGUGAAAGCUAUGCAUUUACAUUUGAAAUUAUAUAUUUUACACAAAGAAAUGAUAC